Messenger RNA from Geodia barretti, 3834 nucleotides. The record is from the annotation of a GenBank genome assembly. Lineage: Eukaryota; Metazoa; Porifera; Demospongiae; Tetractinellida; Geodiidae.
AUGCAACGGAUCGAAACAUGUGGUAUUGUCGCUAUUAUUCGCGCCAACAGCGCGGAUGAAUUGAUUCAGACAGCGGCAGCAAUUCAUGCGGGUGGCGUUAACGUGAUUGAAGUCACGAUGACGACACCGAAUGCGUUACAAGUCAUUAGCGAUGUUUCAUCAGCGUAUGGUGAUGCCGUUUUGGUUGGUGCCGGGUCGGUGUUAGAUGCAGAGACAGCCCGCGCUGUGAUGUUGGCAGGCGCGGAGUUCAUCGUCAGCCCGGUUACAAAACCGGAUGUCAUUGAGAUCUGUAACCGCUACGGCAAAGUCGUUAUCCCUGGUGCCUUUACACCAACAGAAAUUUUGACAGCAUGGGAAACCGGGGCAGAUUAUGUCAAGGUGUUUCCAUCGAGUGGUGUCGGUGCCGCCUAUAUAAAAGAUGUGAAAGCACCGCUUCCCCAGAUCCCGCUUGUUCCAACGGGUGGUAUCAACGCUGAAAACGCCGCCGAGUUUAUCACUGCUGGUGCUACUGCUUUGGGAGUUGGUAGUGCGCUGGUUAAUAAUCAAUUGAUUGCAGCCGGGGAAUUUGCCCUACUCACAGAAAGAGCCGAGCAGCUUGUCAAGGAGAUUGAUCAAUUAAUCUUAGGUAAAUAUAGAUUGCUUGAAUUUCUCAAUUCAGGAGGCUUCUCCUCAGUUUUUCGCGCCCGCGAAGAGAUGACAAACCGAAUCGUUGCGAUUAAAGCCUUAGCAAAAACUGCCUAUCCUGCAAGCAGAAUGAAGUUUUUGCUGAACGAAUUUCAAGCGAUGUCAAAAAUUUGGAAGCAUCCGAAUAUAGUCUCCAUUCAUACCGUUGAACCCGGCGAGGACGACUACGUCGCGUGGAUCGUGAUGGAAUUUGUUGAAGGGAAAAGUCUUCACGAUCUCAUGCAGGAAGGUGCACUCGUGCUAACGGAUGCGCUCAACAUCGGUUUGGACAUCUGUCGCGGCCUGAGAGAAGCGCAUGCUCACAAGAUUAUGCACCGGGACAUCAAACCGCAAAAUAUCUUGCUCACAAUUGACAAAGAGGCAAAAGUUGCCGACUUCAGCAUCGCUCGUAUCUUUGGAGAGACGACCGAAUUCGCUGAGACCAUGGCAGGCACGCGACGCUACAUGGCACCCGAACAAACCUAUGGAUCUUAUGACUAUCGAGCGGACCUUUACUCCACAGGACUCAUCCUAUAUCAAGCCGUAACCGGGCGCUUUCCGUUUUCAGGUGAAAAUAAAGAAAUAGAUAAAAAGAAAGCUGCCGGAGAGAUAGAAGAAAUUGACAGAUGUCCGGAGGUGCUCCGCCACUUUUUACAAAAAGCCCUCCAUCGGCAACUCUCAGAACGCCAUCAAAGUGCUACCGAGAUGUACGAAGAAUUGGAUCGCAUCCGGCAAGAUGAGUACGUCAAACAGGCUUCGGAGCUUAUUGAUGCAAGCGUCAAUUCCAGUAAUCCAAGAUUAGCAGAAGCACUUGAACGCUACCGGAAAACGUUCCGUCUGUCGCUUGCAGACGCAGAACGGAUGAAUCAAAAUCUAUUUUUCCAGCGGCGCCAAAAAGAGGAAAAUACCAAACGCGAAAAAUUGUUAGCUCAAGUCGAAAGGCAUUAUACGCGUGCUAUACGCCACGCAGAAAACCGAGACUAUUCGAGCGUACUUGCUGAACUUCACAAGGUAAGCCACCUCUGUAUUGACGAUCAGGGUUUAACUAAAGUUGCUGAUAAUUUGUUUCAGACACUUAAUACGGUAAAUGUGCCACUCUCAGCAAAUCCGACUGUAGAGGAAGUCGUCUCACUCAUUCAGAACUUGCCGGACGGUGAAAGUACUGACCUCCGUACAUGGCUUGAGCAUCAAAAAUUAGUCCCCGAAGAACCGACGGGUGUAACGCCGAUACAACCUCGUGUCAAGGCAUCGGGCAGCUAUCGACUCGUAAUUGAGGAAGCGUCCCCGGAAUACCUACUCGACCAAGUUCAUAGUGAUAUUCAGUAUCCACAUGAAGAAGAAGCACUUCAUAUCUUCCAACAAAUUCAGAUUUUUCAACAACAAGGCCGCACCCAACAGUGGCUCGCGUUUUAUAAUAAAUUAGGUAAGUUCUAUCAAAAACAGGCGGCCAAUUUUGUUAAGAAAGACGAAUUAGAGCUCGUUGCCAACUGCUACACGCGCGCUCGGUUCGCUUACACAGUUGCAGAGAAACAGCGUCGAUCGAGAAAGAACGCUAAAAGAGGUGCGGUUUACUAUACCCGCCUUGCACGGCAAUUUGAACUCCAACGUUCAUGGGAAGAAGCAGGAAAAUCUUAUAUCCUUGCCGCCUACAAUCAUGGCUAUGUGAAUAUGCCCACGCUUGUCGAGGAGUGUCACAGAAUGGCAACUGUCUGUUAUUUCAACGCCGCUGAAAGUGCUCACCUCAAUAACGAGUUACAAACCGCUUACGACUUUUACAUGUUGAUCUUGGCAAUCGGUGAAAAAAUGUCUACGCCAACAAAAAUGGGACUGUCUUACGUGAAAACAUCUUUGAAGCGUGGAGAGGUGCUCGUUGGGACCUUUGUACUGGAAUUUGGCGGUUCCGCGAUUGCAACACUCCUCGCGAGUGCCGGCGCAGACUUUAUUAUCGCAGACUUGGAACAUAGUUCCUUUUCCAUAGAAGCCGUUGGACGCAUAAUUCGGAACGCACGCGGCUCAAAUCUUCCUUGUAUUGUUCGUGUGCCUGCCCUUGAACGCCAUUUUAUCUCUCGGGUACUUGAUGCUGGUGCGACUGGCGUGAUGAUUCCCCGGGUUGAAUCUCGCAACGAUAUCGAAAAAAUAAAACAGUGGACAAAAUACGCGCCCGAAGGCGACCGAGGGGUUGCAUUCGGAAUCGGACACACCGAUUAUGGAGAUUUCACAAAACUUGAUACCAGAGAAUACGUACGCAACGCGAAUCAGGAAAUCCUCACCAUUGGGCAAAUCGAAACCGUCAAAGCUGUCGAAAACUUAAAUGACAUCCUCACCACUGAUCUCUACGCGAAUGACAUCGGUGCCGCGUUUCCAGACAUUAAAAGUUUCGGUGCCUUCGUCGGAGGGUGUCCUACCAAUAUUAGCGUCGGUGUUCAGCGACUUGGGCUUCAGGCUGUGCUACUGACGGCUGUCGACCGGUUCCCACUCAUCUAUUACCGUGAUAACUGUGCGGACAUUGAACUCACUAUUGACGAUGUUCUCGCUGCGCCAAUCACUGAAAGCCGGGCGGUGUUGAUAUCCGGGACUGGCUUGAGCAAAGAACCGAGUCGCAGCGCAACGCUUUAUGCUGCUGAGAAGGCACAAUCCGUCGGUUGCCAAGUCUUUUUGGACCUCGAUUUUCGGGCAGAUCAGUGGCAUGAUCCGAGAGCGUUCGGUGUUGUUGUCCGAUCUGCGUUACGUUAUAUUGAUAUUGCUAUCGGCACGGAAGAGGAGAUCAAAGCAGCCACACUUACGGACCUUUCGCAACUCACAAUUGAACACUCCCAAAUUUCAAAUCCUACAAUUGAGGGAGAUAUGGUGGUUGCUAUUGAAACGCUUUUGGGUGCUGGUCCAGAUGCGCUAAUAGUGAAACGCGGUAUUGAAGGUGCAGAUGUCCAUCUGGUGAGCGGUGAAGUCAUUCACGGAGCACCAUUUCCUGUUGAAGUCUACAAUACUCUCGGUGCCGGAGAUGCCUUCGCGAGCGGUUUUAUUUAUGGGAACCUCAGUGGCUGGGGUUGGGAGAAAUCUGCCCGUCUCGGCAAUGCGACUGGUGCUAUUGUCGUAACACGGCACGGUUGCGCUAACUUUAUGCCAACAAUGCCCGAAGUUGAUGAAUUUGUCGCUGAACGCGGCGGAUGGUAA